AUGAAGCAGAAAUUAGCUAAAAUUGCUGACAUCCUAGGGAAAGAAUUCGAUUUCGUUAUCGUCGGCGGCGGCACCGCAGGCUGCGUUGUGGCAGCCAGGCUGAGCGAGAACCCGAACAUAUCUGUCGCUUUGUUGGAGGCAGGCUCUGCUCACUUUGACGACCCGCUAGUUUCUGACCCCUUCCGUUGGACAAAGAUUAUCGACAACCCCAAAUAUGACUGGAAGUAUCUCACAACGCCACAACCAGGCCUACACGGGGAGCCCACGAUGUGGCCCAGAGGCCGUGGUCUUGGCGGCACAUCCCAAAUUAACGGGUUGCCCGGGCUUAAGCCUGCGGCUUGGGCCGGGCUCGGGCUCGGCUCGGGCUCAGGGCUCGGCUCGACGCUGCCACAAGCCCAAGCCCGGGCUUUGAGCCCAAGCCGGGCCCGCACAUCACUAGUAUGGAACCUGCAACAGCGCGAAGAAAUGGAUGCUGUUGGCGAGCUAGGCAAUGAGGGCUGGAACUGGGAGACCUUUCACAAGUAUGCGAAGAAGGUACAAAGGUUCUGCCCGCCUGACCCAAACGAGCGGAGUGAGUUCAAGAACCUGUAUAAGUCCGACGCCGUGGGACACGACGGCCCGAUUCCGCUAUCGUUCGGACGGGAUAGCUGUGGCGCCGACGCUGCCUGGCAACGCGCUCUUGCGGAGAACGGGGUCGAUACAAUAAGCACGGCGCUCGACGGCGAUAUCGCUGGGACGUGGAAGAGCGUCUCGAAUGUGGACCCUCACGCGGACGAAGUUGCCGCGACUGCGGUCGAGUUCGAACAUUGUGGACAGGUACACAAGGUCUUUGCACGCAAGGAGGUCAUUGUCUCUGCUGGGCACGUGUUUCCGAGCGCUGUGGAAUCACCGCAUGUCUUAGAACUCAGUGGCAUCGGUGACCGGAAGAUUCUUGAGCCUCUGGGUAUCCCUGUUCAGCUGGACUUGCCCUCAGUCGGCACGAACGUGCAGGAACAUAUCGCAAUGGCUGUCAGCCAGAUUAAGAUGGUCGAAGACCGCGGCCUGAUCACAUCCACCAUGCUCGACAAUAAGGGGCUCUCCGAGAAAAUCUGGAUGGAAUUCGGCCUGAAGGACUCCUUCAAGCUUUCCUUGAACAACUUCUCAUUCGUGCCCAUACAAAUUGGUUCAGAGCGCGCUGAGCAGCUCGUGCAGAAACAGAGCGCCAAGAUUGCAAAGGGCGAUUACCCGCUCGGACUCAAAGCGUCGUACGAGAAGCAGCUCGAGCUGCUUGAGAACCCCAAGGUACCCGACUUCGAGAUGAUGUUCCUGCCGUUCCCAAUCCUUAUGCCGCCGCCGGUACCCGACAAGCCGUACAUCACCAUCUUUCCGAUUGUUAGCCGGCCAUUCACGCGCGGGACGAUCCAUGUCCAGUCUGCUGACCCGAAGGCUUGGCCAGCGAUCGACCCGCACUACUACGAGGAGGAUAUCGAUCUUGAUAUUAUGGUCGACGCAACCAAGUUUGUGCGCAAGGUAACCCAGACCGAGCCAUUUAAGUCACUUGUUGUCGAGGAACAGCUUCCCGGACCAAGUGUGAACACCGAUGAGGAGAUGUAUGAAUAUGCUCGCAAGUACACCUAUUCGGGCUGGCACACGGCUGGAAGCAUGUCAAUGAUGCCUCGUGACAAGGGCGGUGUCGUUGACCCGCGAUUCAGGGUAUACGGCACCAAGAACAUCCGUGUUGUGGACUUGUCUAUUCUUCCCAUUCACACGGCUGUUCACCCUCAGGCCACCGUCUACGCAAUUGCGGAGAUGGCUUGUGACAUCGUUAGGCACGCCUAUCAGUAAUGUACUCCUAGAUCAUAGGUCGUAUAGUUACUCAUGUGCCCCGAAAGCAGGUAGUGUAUUUCUGACUCCGAAGUUUGCACUGUUUGCAGCCUCUGCCAGUGUUUCCGACCCCGCUCGUUAUUCACUAUUUGCCUGGCCCGAUCUCACCCCUGUCGA
This is a messenger RNA of Phanerochaete carnosa HHB-10118-sp, 1980 nucleotides long. RefSeq lists its product as uncharacterized. Lineage: Eukaryota; Fungi; Basidiomycota; Agaricomycetes; Polyporales; Phanerochaetaceae. Gene Ontology annotation, molecular function: flavin adenine dinucleotide binding; oxidoreductase activity, acting on CH-OH group of donors. The transcript has 15 exons. The coding region runs from base 1 to 1824 and encodes 607 amino acids. The record is from RefSeq and is a predicted model, not a curated record.